This is a messenger RNA of Saxophila tyrrhenica, 390 nucleotides long. It is a transcript of the gene RPL31B, whose product is annotated as 60S ribosomal protein L31B. The transcript has 3 exons. The coding region runs from base 1 to 390 and encodes 129 amino acids. Gene Ontology annotation, biological process: cytoplasmic translation. The record is from RefSeq and is a predicted model, not a curated record. NCBI's taxonomy places the organism in Eukaryota, Fungi, Ascomycota, Dothideomycetes, Mycosphaerellales, Extremaceae. Gene Ontology annotation, cellular component: ribosome; cytosolic large ribosomal subunit. Gene Ontology annotation, molecular function: structural constituent of ribosome.
AUGCCGAACCAGGCCAAGUCAAACAAGCCCGCCGCCGGCAAGACCGCGCAGCGCAGCGCCAUCGAGGAUGUCGUCGCACGCGAAUACACCAUCCACCUGCACAAGAGAGUCCACGGCGUGAGCUUCAAGAAGAGGGCACCGCGAGCCAUCAAGGAGAUCAGGUCGUUCGCAACGAAGGCAAUGGGCACCUCCGACGUCCGCCUUGACCCUCAGCUCAACAAGAAGGUGUGGGAGUCCGGUAUCAAGGGUGUGCCAUUCCGUCUGCGCGUGCGGAUAUCGCGCAAGCGUAACGACGAGGAGGGUGCAAAGGAGAAGCUGUACUCCUACGUGCAGGCGGUGAACGUCAAGAACCCCAAGGGUCUGGUGACCGCGGUUGUGGAGGACUCGUAG